Molecule: messenger RNA, 315 nt
Organism: Angiostrongylus costaricensis
Lineage: Eukaryota; Metazoa; Nematoda; Chromadorea; Rhabditida; Metastrongylidae
Source: the annotation of a GenBank genome assembly
AUGAUCGGCAUCGCUACCACUGCGAUCCCUUCACUAUUCUAUAACGACAUCAAUUUUGACGUACGGGAAGGAGUUCAGCAACCCAAUACUAUUUUGCCAAAAUUACUUGCUGGAACUCUCAAGAACGUCAAGCAAAAACUGGAAUGGUACAACAUUGGAGUGAAAAUCGAUGUCGACAAUUACAGCACUACGGUUUUGCUGAUGAAUAUUCAUCCGAACAUCCAACCUGAGGCAGCAACUGGCAAUCAGAAACGUCGCUCUGCUCGCCAAAAUGUCGGAAAUCUGCUGUGUUGUUGGAAACGUGAUGUGUCGUAA